UCGCGUCGCGGUAGUAUCGAAUUUAUUUCGGAGUGUAGCGUGAACGAUUUUUCAUUUGCCAUGAUACGAGACCGCGAGACUUUCUUGUGACAAUAUUAACGAAAUAAAUCUUUAUUCUUUUUACGAUAAAUGGUCGGGGGGAAAUUUUCAAAUGAGGAAAAGUUUCUGGAUGUGGUGAAAUUUGAAUGACGGCGAAACGAAUAAGUGAAAUCGAGUCGGUUCGUCAAUUCGGAAAUUGUCAUUGACAGUUUUUGUUUUCGAGUGUUAUCGAGACUAGAAGCUGAGAUAAUUCAAUCGUGAGCCUAGGAUCAAAACACCCCGUGAGGAGUCCGACUAUUUUCAAGUUCUGCAAACGUUGUCUGGAAACGUGGAUCUGUUGUUCAUACACCGGAUAAGAAAGCGAUAAAGUGUGUUUACAAGUGUACUCUUCGUCUACGUGUGUCCUCGGGGUGCGUGCGUUAUUUUUAUUUUUAUUUUUGUUUUAUUACGUUUCUCCGGUAUUUUUUAUUCGUUUCGUCUCAUGUGGAAUUUAGCCAAGACGAGUUUUGGCUCGGCUCGCGCGUGCGCAGGCGUUUUUUUCGAGGGACCAAAAGCCGCGUGGUUGCGAGUGUACGCCGCCGCCUGGCCGAGGGGCUAGUGUACCUCGAGCGUUCGAGUGAGAAAGUGUUAGAGGCCGAGAGGGAAUAAGAAAGAGAGGGAACGUACGGAGAUUCAGGGUCGAGGACUUGUGAGAACUUGCCUUUUUCUCCCACACAGGUUAAUUCUUAGGAAUUCGUACGAAUCUACUAAAAUUUAUUUUCCACAUGCAAUGAAGUAAUACUAGUUUUACAAAUUCGGUAUUAACUCGAAAUAAAAAAGAGUCAAAAUGCUCAGUGCGAUAACCUUAAAAUUCGAGAUCGUAAAGUGUCAGAAUGUCACAGUAUCGCAAGUAUAUUUAGUCUAGAAAAAUCUAACGAUCGUGUCAAUCCCAUUGUCGUAAUAUUUUCAUCUCACCAUUCGUCCAUAGCCUAAAAUUGCAUCGUUGUCCUAAGAACACUUGAUAACGAAAUUUCAUCGUAAUAGAAAAGAAUAAUGAGAACAAUUGAGGUCUAACCUCUCCGUUGUUCGUCCGUAACUAUCGAUCGUAAAAAAAAACGCGCCGGGAAUGUGGUUAGAGGGGAAAACUUAGCAAGAAGAAUGUACGAGAGCACGAAAAAGUUUGUAUAAUUCAAAACUGUCCAACGACCGAAAGAGCACUCGAGGUAAAUGUCAUUUUGUUGAAGUUUAUCGUGCGGCUGUGAGGACCGGUGAGAAGUCGGAAGGUAGGGAAGGCGGGAUAAGGAGCAAGGGCGACAAGGGAAGCCUGACAAAGAGAGGAGAGUGCUCGCACGGUAGUAGUCGAGAAGACAUGACCCGAGUGCAACUCGCGUACGAAAGUUGAGACACGGUGGAUCGGGCCGAAAGAUCGCCGAUGAAAAACCUUUGCAUCGGGCUUGGUGCGUUCGUAGAAGAGGGAGAACGACAGUGAGAGGAGCGGAGAGCGGCGCAGAGGAAGAAAGAGCGUGAAAGAGAUAGAUGGUAUCGGGUGCGUCGUGUAUACGCGAGGGUGAGAGUAAGACAGGUGUAGAGGAGAAGGAAGAAAAAGGAGAAAGAGGAGGAGGAAACGACACGAGGGAGAGAAAGAGAUCGAGAAGAGUAGAGGGGCUCCCAAGGCCGUGGGCUCCCUCGAUACACUUAUACGUACGAGCAUUAAUGUGCAUAUGUGUAUGUACGAUAUAGAUACAUACUUACGCACCUAACCUUGCUCACAUCUCUCUCCGCGCACACAGAGUUUUGUAGCGUAUUUUUUAUCUCUUUUUCGUUUUUAUUCCUUCUGCUUUUCUCUGUCUUUCGUUCCCUUCGUACAAUGCGGCAAUCUCAGUAGCGUAUUUCGAGCGCUCUCUUGCAUCCCCGCCUCUCCAGGGCUAUGAUUUUCGCUCGAAUUUGUUGAACCUCGUUUCGGGAAUACUCGCGAAUUUCCGAAAUGAGAGCCGACCGAUGGGUUGCUGCGGGCGUAAAAGUUUUUCAGCGUGGCCAACUUUGCCUCGAUUUCCUCGCGUCUGUAAGCAUCUCUGUACACUUUUAUCCGCGUUUACGCAUGCAGAACACUUGUGGAGGAGCGUGCAUCGUCGCGGUUAGGGCGUAAAGGGCAGCUCACCGCUCGAGUAUUUAUCUUUAGGGUCAGCCGACCAGUAUCGACUAAUUCGUGCUCUCGUUUUUCGCGUUUACGGUUUCAUUGAUUUCUCACUCCUUCGCGCACAAAUCACACAAACAAGGCGGGCAAUGAUCUCCGUUCUGUUUUCGCGCGUUGUCAAAUUUCGGGGAGUAACUAGAUAGAAAAUUAGGAAGGAAGAUCGUUUCGUUCAAAUAUUUAUCAUACGGAAAACCGUUCGGGCGAUAAACGAUGUAUUUUUUUUUCUUCGAAACAGCUCACCACCCACGCCCUGGCAAGUGAAAAAAAAAAAAAAAAAAACGUUCGGCAAUAGUGACUUGCGAUUCAUCGCUCGGAGGGAGCGAAAAAGCUGCAAAUGAGCAGGUGAUUAACGCAUAGAGUGGCUCAGAGAUCGGCGGAAAAAACGAUAAGCGCCUGGCACGGAUGACCGGCCAAUUGGAAAUUCGCGAACGAGUGAGCGUGAUUAGAGAAAAUAAAAUAAAAUAAAGAAGAAAAAAAAACAGUGUAAAAACAACAAAAGUUCGUUCGAAUUAACCAAACGAAAUGAACAGUGUAAUUGGAACGAAGCAAUAAAAAAAACGUGAAAUAAUAUUAAUCGAUAGUUACUUGAAAAAAAGGAAAAAAAAACAAAGGUUUGAGACUGACGAGUUUUUUUUUUAAUCGAUUGAUAAAUAAAUUGAGUGCUCGAGAUAAACGAAAACGUGGGAUUUGGUUGCGGAAUCGAUCAAUAAUCGACACUCGAUCGAAGCACGUUUACGAUGAACCGGAAAGUCGUAAACUGGGUGAAAGAAUAAUAAUAAAAAAAAAAAAAAAAAAAAAAAAACUGUACUUCGCGAUAGCCGAGAUCGAUCGAAAGCGAACUGGUUUGGAAUCGCUCGUGUUAAUAAACUGCGCGGAAAAAGUGAUUCUCCUGAUUGCGUUAAUAUUUGGGAUGGCUGUCGAAAAAUCAGAGACUUGCAGAGAGUGAAAGGCUAGAAGUCGGAGAGUGAAAAUAGCUUGGAGAAUAAAAGAAAAGAUAAAAAUAGUUGUUGUCGUCGCGAUUGAAAAGGAAGGAUGACGAUAGCGAGUAACAUUGUCGUCGAGUGGUUGCGAUCGCUCCACCUCGGUCAAUACUCCGAAUCUUUUAUCGACAACGGUUACGACGAUCUCGAGAUCUGCAAGCAGAUCGGGGACCCCGACCUCGACGCGAUCGGGGUAUUCAACCAAACUCACCGCGGGCGACUCCUCCAAUCGGUGAAAACCCUCCGCGAAGAGGGUGCAGCCAGCGUUUAUUUCACUCUCGAGGAAACUACUGAUUGCCUCUGCGACAAUGUCAGCUCGAAAUCAUCCCGAACUUCCUCGGAAAGACCCACCAGCGAAAAGGAAGCACAGAGAGCUUCUCCCACUGCCAGCUCCUCGAGCGGGGGCCAAGAACUCACCAAAUUUGCCGACGAGUACGAAGAAGGCAAAGCCGAACUCGUUAGGAUACCCAGGAUGCAACUCCGCAUGCUGCUGCAGGAAAAGUUACGUCACGAUGGGAUACGGCUCUCGUGUCAACCCUACACUACACCGGAAGGGGAACAAGGCUACUUAGAGGGAUUGGCGUCGAGAUACGCGGAUCUCUUCAGAACGCAUUACAGCGAUGUCCUCGAGCCCCUCGAAGAGUUACGACGCCGGGAAACAAAUGCUUCGCCGAGGAUGCCAAAUACUCAACUGACAACCAGUCAUUCGCAACCUAUUUACGUGCCAGGAAAAUACUCGCCUUCGAGUUGUCUCAGCGACAAAGAGGAGGAUGAGAUCUACGGAUUCGGUUACGGUGUCUUCGGACGACAGAUGCUUCAGCAGCGCCAACAAAAACUUGCCCUAGCCACUCAAAAUACGCCGCUCACAGGACCAGGUGGAAUUCAGCAGCAACAAACUUACCAAAGUUGCCUCAGUCCAAGGUCCGCAUACUUCUACGAAUUUCCACCGAACGAGCAAGGGCAGAAUACGAGUAAGAAGAAGACGACUUUCUCGAGGCUGUUGCGAGGGUUGAAGACCCAUAGAAAAGAGAAACAGCAGGGCCAAUCGCAAGGCUCGCCGAGGCACGGCCGGGCACGAUUCGGUGUACCGCAGAGGGUGGAUACGCCAGACAGUGUGCUGCAGAGCGGUUUGGGUAUGGGACCAGACAUGGGACAUACGAUUCUGCGAUCAAUGGUCGAUCCACGUGACUACGAUAGACUGAGAUAUCUACAGAUGAAUGGAGGUCAACCGAACAGCUUCGAAGAAACUAUACAUAGGCUGAAAGUUCAGGAUGCACUCAGGAAGAAAGAGCGAUUUCACAAAGAGCACGAGGAGAUACUGAGGGACAUCAGACAAGGCCUGAUGCAACUGGGACGGGACGGGAGAGGACAGCUCCCUGGAGACGACACAUACAUGUACGACGAGGACGCAAGAUGCGGAGGUGUCGCAGGUGGAGCUAUGCUCACCGGCGGACCCGGACCUCAGCAUUGGUACGAUGAACCGCCCUACGAAUCCGAUCCCGAGGACUUUUUAAUGGGCGCAAGCGGCGCUCCCGUACCAACAGCGACGAUACAGAAUGGACGUGUCUGUUUCACCCUUAAUCUACGACCGGAGAAUCGCGGCGAGGGUGUUAUAUCACUGCGUACAGCAGGUGAUAUAAGUCUGCCACGGGAUCGAUCGCGGAAGGUUCCAAUGUCGACGAUGAGAGGUCUCAUAGUACCUCAGGGUCACAACAACCCACCGACCAUCAUCCCACUUACGCAUUCGAGGGCUUCCCGAGAGAGUGGUGACUAUGCGAGCAGUGACGUCCAGAGCUCAAGCUCGAGACUGUCAACUGUAUCGGUGGAAGAUGAAGUUACGACGGUCGAUAAACUGGACAAUGAGCGAACGUCGUCUAGUCAACGGAAGGUGAAUCAUCCGCACGAGCCGCAACAGCUCAAUCAUCAGCGCGAUAACCGUAAAGGAGCGUUGCCACGUGGCGAUCAACGGUCAAAAGUAACAAGAUUCCGGGCUAUCGGGCCAAUCGUCGGGGCUGAAAAUCUCAGUGAGAACGAGAAAAACAACCACGUUGACGGCACAACCAGCAGCGACAACAAAGCACGUAGCACCAGUAACGAUAAUGGCAUUGCCACCGUCGCGUCAUCGAAAUUCCAAUCAAUUACACGAAGAGCAAUACCCGGCCCCGAAUACAGUCGGAGCAGCGGCGAGGAAGGUCUUUCACCAAGCCAGAGCAGCGACUACGAGGAUCAAGAAGAGUUAGAGAACCAACACACGCCAACGAUUCACACAUCGGAAGCGAGCGCGCUGCUGGAGAGCGGAAACGAUGGUAGGGUCGGGAUCGCCGGUCGAGCAAGAAACCUGAGGCACGACGUGCAGAGAAAAAUAACGAGACUGCGGGAGGAUCGAACAUCGUCCGAAGCAUUUCCGUGCAGCGCCAGCAGCGUCGAGAGCUUGCCGAGCGGCAGUGGCUCGAGUACACAGGCACUUGUACGAGCGGGAAGCAAUCACAGCUCGAUAUCGUGCGAGGAGAGAGAACCAGCGAGCCCUACAUCAAUAGGUCCUGUACUCUGCAGAGCAAAAGCACUUGUCGAUUAUACACCGAGUCCAUACGACAAGGAAGCUCUCAAGUUUAAGAAGGGCGACGUAAUCGACGUUGUUCAGAUGAACACGAGUGGACUUUGGAAAGGCGUCGUGCACAAUAGAAUUGGCCACUUCAAGUUCAUAAACGUCGAGAUACUGAACGAAAGAGUACCGAGACGGGGUGAGCCUGAGAGAACCAAGUGGGGACAGAGAUACAGACAAAAGCCAGGCUCGGUUCAAGAGCUCUUGCAGAGAAUGAAUCUUCAGGAGCACAUACCAGUUUUCGUUCUCAACGGUUACGAGGAUCUCGAGCUGUUCAGGGAACUCGAACCAGCGGAUCUUGACUAUCUACGAAUUCAUCAACCAGAACAUCGAGCCAAAAUACUCACAGCCGUGCAACUCCUUCACGAAUUGCAGUCUGGAAGCGAAGGAGACUUGGCAUCGAGUUCAGAGGGUGACGAGAUCAGUCGAUUGGCUCUGACAUCCGGUCAGACAUCGGGUCACUGUUCGCCAUUCAGCAGACGACAAUUUCCUCGUGAUUCCGGCUGCUACGAUGCGCACAAAAAUCCAACGAGAUCGCGUAACAUAAGUCCGGAGAUGGGUGGAAAAAUGUCACGAGAGAAUAAUCUCGAUACGGUGAUACCGGCUAAAUGUACAACGAGCUUGGAGACAAACGUCAUGACAGAGAACAAGGAUGAUUUCCAUCGGAAUAUACCGAUAAGUGGGGCUGGUGUGAUCGCUGGGAGCAGGGAUAGUCAUCCUUUCGAAAAAAGCGGUCAGCAUCUGCGAAGCGGUGCGGCAACGGGCAACGUCAGAUUUAUUGCAAAGAGAGGCAAUUUAGUUGAAACGGUGGUUAUUGGAGAGGAAGCUAUUGGAAUGCAAAAGAUUUCGGGUAUCAGUACGAAGUACGGGGGUUGUCCUGAUCUUGGAAUUGUUUGCGAGGGAAGCGGCGUUUCGACGACAGUUGGUCUCGGACAGCGUGGAUGUUUGAGCGAGAAAUCGAGUGACUCUGGCGUCAGUUCGUCGAGUCUUAGCUCAGCACCACCGCCCAGAGACAAAAGACUUGUUUCAGCGACGUCGAGCCACCCCACGAAUACCUCGGCCGCUGGACUAACUCCUGCCACUUCCACCUCGUCAACGAUCGCUGAUUCACCAACCAAAAGUUUCGCCAAUUUUUCACGUGGUCCACCAACUUCCCAAGCAACAACAAGCGCCAAAUCUACCAACGACACGACCACCUAUCCUUAAAUAAUAAUUCUUCAAUGCUUAUCGGAGAAUCCUCUUCGUACGUUUACGCUGUAGAAACUUUAUUUUUAGUACCUUAUAGUGCAACCACAGGAUGGAAAACCCAUUGGUAAAGUUAAACAAAAGUAACACAAUGGAAACCAAUUCUGUCCAAUACCCGAGCGACUCGCUGCUAGUCCCGGUGCUUUCGAGAGUCCCCAUUUUUCCGCUCUCGCUCUCUCGUAGCUCGGACGAAAACUCCAUAUGUACAUUUUUAGUCGUAGGCUAAGAAGAGAAGCGUGAAAUAUUCAUAUGUGAUACAAUAACUUGAAUAAUGGUUUUUAACCGCUUUUGGUCUUCAUACUUCCGUUCUUCGACUCGUUUUAUGACCACUUCAGGUGAGAUCAGUACAAACUAUCAGAAUGACCGCUCUCAUGUCGUAAAUUUCACUUUUAUCAUAGAAAAAUAUAUACAUACAAGAGAUUCAACUUCCUUUGAACGCUACGAUUUUUGUUAAUUUCUAUUUUUUUACGUAUUCGUUGCAUCACUAAAAAAAAAAAAAAACACAAUUUUUCCCUAUUUUUGUACUCAUACUUUUUCUUCGAUUCAAGCAUAAAUAAAUCUCGAUCAAGUUCCCUCAGGAACUUGCUAUCCAUCUCAGUGACGAUUCUCUUUUUCAUGAUAACUGAAAGUGGUUAAUACGAGCUACAAAUUACCAAGAUUGUGCAGAGUGAAAACAAUGAGGAAGCUUGGCGUAUACAACUUAAUCAACAAUUCGGAUAAUAGAAAAUUUUACAACGAGCCAACAUGCUCAAUUCGUAAAGAAAAACAACGAAUGUUAUAAUUGUAAAAAAUCACAAUCCGUAAUAACGAUGUUGACGAAAAUAGUCAACUCGAAAAACGACGAAACUCUAUGCGAGUGAUCGACAAUGAAAAAAACAUUUCAGAACUGUGUUUCAAUUCACUGAUCAUCACUGAAUUACUAAUUAAUCAAAAUUUCGUAUGUAUACGCUAACCAUCUUCGAUAUAAUUGCAACAAAGCGUUCUCUGGUCAUCUAAAAAAUUGGCUAAUUGACGUUAUUUCAAGGGAACAAUAUUUCUCGAUAAUUGCUCCGAUUAGUACGAAAGAAAUAUGUACAUACAUAAAUAUAUCUACUCGAAAAAAAACUUCGUACAAAGUCCCGAAAAAAACUGCCAAUGAGCUCAACUUUUAUUUGAAUUGUUUUUUUUUUCGUUUUUUGUUUUUUUUAUACGUUUUAACUUAAUCAAUUGUUGACUAUACGACUCGAUUUUUACACACUCGACAUAUCGGCUACACACUCAUCAGCCGAACAAACGAUUCCAAAGCGUAAUGGAAAUGUGACAAUGUGUUAGCCUUCACUGAUUUUAGCUCAGCUUUUAAUUAAACGACUCAAACAAAAGUUCGCUCAGCAAGCGAGAAUCGUCGAGUUUUGUACAUAAAGUAGGUGGAACAUGUGAUGUGAUGAUUUUUUAUAAUAUUAAGCGAAUUCAUUGUAAAUGCCUUCGAAUGGGCUCAACUCAAUUCGCUGUCCGAACGUGGACUUUCGACAAUCUAUUAAGGUAUCGUUGCUGUUGACACUGCGUGUGUUUUGGGGUGUCAGUCUCAUGCAAACGAACUGGCGACGGUAGAAAAAAAUAAUCGUUCUGUCAACGCGUUGCUUUCUUACCUCUUAAUCACGCGCGACAAUAAUUUUCACUUACUUUUCUUGAAGAAUUCCAAUUUUCUCCCACAUAAGAGUCCAUUUUUAUGAAAUGAUGAUGAAUUCGUAAUUAUUUUUAUUAUUUAUAAUCAUACUUUGAGCAUGGACCAAAAUUGUAUUUGAAAAAAGCAUUGAUGACCCAAACAACAGAGUUUAUGGGUUACAAUUUUUAAACAGGAAAACAGUGUUAUGAUGAUUGAAAAAUAGUCGAAAGGUAAACUCGAGAAUUUCGAUAUACCAAAACGUAAUGAGCUUUUCAAAAAAUUGCCUUUCAUGUUUAUUAGUUUGAUGAGACUGAGGCCUCAGAGCUCUUACGAUAUCUCGCUUGUGUUCAAUGCCGCGAUCGCCGCACUGUAAAUGUGUACAUUCAUAAUUGUGUAAAGAGAAAAAAAGUGACAGAUGAAAAAAGAAAAAGAAAAAAAACAUGUUGAAAGUUACAAUUUCAAAGUAAAAAGUGGAGAAAAAAGUCUGCGCGAAAUGAUUGGCAUUCUCAUCUACUUGGGAAUUACAUCAUGUGUUGGAUAUAAUACACGAAAGUAACCAUCCUUCAAAGAUUACGUAAGCCAAACAUCUUUUGAAGAUAAAACUUUACGAAGGAGCUUGACGAGGCAAAUGAGCAACCAAAAAAGUCAUCUUAAAAAGGAUUUUUCCGAGUGAUAAGUCGUGCCAAUCUUUCGCCGACUCAUAGUCGUAUAAACGUAUAAUUGAAAAAAUGCCCCCCCCCCCCCCCCCCCCCCCCGGAGAAAUAAAAAUGUUUUCUAUCGGUCCUAUAAAAGUUUGCCAAAUUUAAAGCUACCCAAGAAUCUACAGCUAAGGAACAAAAAAAGCAAUGAAUUAUUAUGAGAUUAUUUGAAAAUCGAAUGACUGGCAAGGGAUUAAAAAAAAAAACGAGCUAUCGAAGGAAAAAUAACGCGCGAAGAUUAAUAAUCGCCUCUUAACGAGGGUCGGGUAUACGAGAAUAAAGAAAUAUGAAUCAAGUACAAGAAUGUUGGAUCUUGUGUAAAUUCUCUGUAUAGGUAAAGCAAUAAAUAAUUAAUGGAAAUAAGAGACAAGGGAAAAAAUUAGUUAUCGAUAGCGAAAAUGAACGUUCGAUCUUGAAAAUAAAUUCGAACGUUUCACGCUCGUUAAUUGUACAUACUAUUAAAGUAAUCAAGAGAAUGUAAGAGAUGAUCGUACGAUGAAAAACGGACGAUUGGUCGAAUUAGAAAAUGGCGUUUCCAUCUGAGACUGGACGAAGGAUUAAAAAGAAAAUGAGAUAUAAAAUUAAAAAAAAAAAAACGAAUGAAAACACAAAAAAUAUUCUAUAUAUUUCCAUUACUUAACGUUGCAUGUUCACGUUUUCCAUCAUUACCUACGUACGUAGAAGAUUUAGCAAAGAAAAAAACAUGCUUAUGACGACAUUUCCCUUGGAAUCGACAAAAAAAAUGUUUAAAAUAAAAAAAAAGAGAAAAACAAUUAAAAAAUUAAAAUUUUACGAGCCCACAGGAAUGAAAGGAAAAAUUGUAUUUAAGAACAAAAGUUAUAAUGAAUGAACGCCGAAAGCAGUGCGAGAAAGAGUGGGAGAGAGUGAUAAUAUUCGCCGUUGCUAUGACAUAGUUUAUCCGUUCCAUCGACAUUAAUAUUAAGUGUUUAGCGACGAGGUAACGUGUUAAUUAGUUACAAGUUUAUGGGAAUAACAUUUAACAAUACAAAACCAGAAGAAACAAUGAAACGAAAGAAGAAGAUUUAAAUAAAUAGACACGAUAGUGAUUUUAUUAGCUCGAAACAGUUACGAUUCGCAACUUGGACGUUGAAUUAAGUUUAUUUGUACGGUAAAGACCCGCACGAAAAAAACCAUUGUCGUCGUUAUAGUCGGUCGAAACAAUCGACCACAGAAUUUUGAAACCACGGACGUACAUCUCGACAACUGCAUACGUCGAAUGACAAUGAAAAAGAAAAAAAAAACAACAAAACAAAACCAAUGAAUAUUGAAAAUUGACAACAAAUUCUUGUGCAAAUAAAGAAAAAUGUUUUCUAUCUUGAAAUCAAACACGAGGAAUGAGCUAUACUCAAAUUCUCAUAAAAACGGAUCAACAGAGGUCUCUAGUCCAUUAUCACCAAGCGAUUGAAUGAAUAUGGAAAAUUUAAUGAACAAAGAAAAAUGAGGAAAAAGUAAAAGUAAAUAAAUAAAUACGAGAUUUAUAUGUAAAUAAACAGCAUUUUUAGGGGAACGCGGGCAUAUGCAACGCCUUUCCUUAUGUUUACGCUAAUACGCUGAACAAUUUUUUAUAUAAACUUAAAUUUUUUGUAUUUAUUGAUUCAUUGCGGGGCUAAUGGUCACAAUAAUUAUAAUUUUCAUACGUUUAGUCAAUUAUCAUCAUCAUUAUUACUAUUAUUUUUUGUAUUGUUUUUCAACGAUAAAUGUUAAUUUAUUGACUGUGGAUCGAUAGAAAUAAAAAGAACGAAAGAAUCAAAGUAA
Venturia canescens is the source of this 11155-nucleotide messenger RNA. RefSeq names its product SAM and SH3 domain-containing protein 1-like. Bases 3245 to 7000 code for a protein of 1251 amino acids. The record is from RefSeq and is a predicted model, not a curated record. The transcript is spliced from 15 exons. Gene Ontology annotation, molecular function: protein binding. NCBI's taxonomy places the organism in Eukaryota, Metazoa, Arthropoda, Insecta, Hymenoptera, Ichneumonidae.